AUGUUGUUCUUGCUACGAGAUGCCUUUUCCAUUCGCUUGAAUUUCCUCGAAAUCGGCGUUUUCGCCACGCUCAUCUGUGCUGUCGAUCCAGUCGCGGUACUGACCGUGUUCGAAGAUAUCCAUGUGAAUGAACUGCUGUAUAUAUGUGUAUUCGGAGAAAGUCUUUUGAAUGAUGCCGUCACUAUAGUGAGUUUGGAGAAUGUCUUGGAUUUCUAUUCCAGAGAAUCGCGAAGAUUGGUGUGA
Messenger RNA from Cylicostephanus goldi, 243 nucleotides. The record is from the annotation of a GenBank genome assembly. NCBI's taxonomy places the organism in Eukaryota, Metazoa, Nematoda, Chromadorea, Rhabditida, Strongylidae.